Messenger RNA from Pocillopora meandrina, 1141 nucleotides. The record is from the annotation of a GenBank genome assembly. Lineage: Eukaryota; Metazoa; Cnidaria; Anthozoa; Scleractinia; Pocilloporidae.
AUGCAGGGUUACAAAAUUCCCUUCCUCCAACUUCCAACACUUUUUGUCAAGAGAAACAAUACUUCUGCUCGUGAGAAUAGUGAUUUCUGUUUCGCAAGCUGUCAGCGAUUUACUUCGCUCGGUCCUAAUUGCAUAACUUGCUUGUAAGCCCGAUAUCAUUAACCCACUUUCAGUUUCUACCCGUAGUUCGGGAAAGCAAAGGCUCGUUUUGAAUCUUCGACAUGUCAGCCAGUUAAUAUACGAGCAGAAGUUCAAAUGUGAAGAUCUGGGUGUCGUUACGCAGUUGUUUUGAUCGUAAUUAUUACUUGUUUAAAUUUGACCUUCAGUCUGGUUAUCACCACAUUGAAAUUUUCCCAGACCACAGAAAAUUUCUCGCUUUUGCUUGGGAUUUUGGGAACGGGGUUUCAAGAUAUUUUCAGUUCUGAAAAUUUUCAGAGCUCAUAGAGCCUCUGUGCUUCCUUUCGGGUUUUCUUUAGCCCCGUAUGUUUUCACUUCGAUUUUUAAGCCAUUACAGAAAUCGUGGAGGAGCCAGGGCAUCCCGAUAGCUAUUUUCCUCGACGAUGGUUUAGGAGGGGGAACAGAUUUUGUUUCUGCUAAAGUUAACAGUUUAGUCGUCCAUUCAGAUUUGCUCAAGUCUGGAUUUGUUCCUAAUGAGGAAAAGUCCCUUUGGGAGCCUCUCCUAGUUAUCACCUGGUUGGGUGUGAUUCUCGACACUAUUGAUGGGACUAUACAAGCAACCGACAAACGUAUUGAAAAGUUAAACGCUGGCCUUGUUGAGCCACUGUCUUGUCAACCUCCCUGGAAAGUGCCCGUGAAGGGAGUCGCCAUUGUAACGGGUCAAAUAAUUUCCCUCUCUCCCUGUGUGGGUUCCUUCGCCCGUAUUAUGACUAGAUUUCUUUUCUUGGUCGUGAAUUCGGCGCGCUCUUGGGAAAGCGAAGUUUUUCUCUCAGACGACUCUCUUUCAGAAAUCAGUUUCUGGAAGAACAACUUGGUAUUCUUCAAUAGCAAGGUUUGUUCGUCGGUCCAGUCCCUUCCGGUCAGGGUCACCUUUUCAGAUGCCCCCAAUUCGGCUUGUGGUGCUUUCGUAAAAGAAUCAAAUUUAGUAUUUUAUCAGAACUGGUCUCCUGUAGUGCGUGCCUAA